Messenger RNA from Closterium sp. Yama58-4, 1617 nucleotides. The record is from the annotation of a GenBank genome assembly. NCBI's taxonomy places the organism in Eukaryota, Viridiplantae, Streptophyta, Zygnematophyceae, Desmidiales, Closteriaceae.
AUGAAGGCGGCAUGGGGGAACAUCACGGACGCCACCAAGGUGGCGGCGGCUCGGAUGAACAGCGACUACAAGGACCUGGACGUGGCGAUCGUGAAGGCCACCAACCACGUGGAGUCGCCGCCAAAGGAGAAGCACGUGCGGACGAUCUUCGCGUACACGUCAGCGUCUCGGCCGCGAGCUGACGUGGCGUAUACGAUCCAUCAGAUAGGCAAGCGGUUGGGCAAGACGCACAACUGGUGUGUGGCGCUCAAGUGUCUGAUGGUGAUGCACCGCACGUUGAGGGAGGGCGACCCCACGUUCAGGGAGGAGCUCAUCAACUACGAGCGCAGGGGGCGCACGCUCAACCUCUCCAACUUCAAGGACGAGUCCGGCCCUGCAGCGUGGGACUACAGCGCGUGGGUGCGCACGUACGCGCUGUACCUGGAGGAGCGCCUCGAGUGCUUCCGCACGCUCAAAUACGACGUCGAGGCCGAAAAGUCCUCGUCGCACAGUCGCACGAGGGAGCUGGACACACCUGACCUGCUGGACCACCUGCCCGCGCUGCAGUCGCUGCUGCACCGACUCAUGGGCUGCCAACCAGAGGGAGCAGCAGCGGGCAGCUUCGUCAUCCAAGCAGCACUCGGCCUGGUGGUGAAGGAGAGCUUCAAGCUGUACCGUGCCAUCAACGACGGCAUCAUCAACCUCGUUGACAAGUUCUUUGAGAUGUCGCGAGUGGAUGCUGCCAAGGCUCUUGCCAUUUACAAGCGAGCGGGCGAGCAGGCGGACCGCCUUUCAUCAUUCUACGACAUGUGCAAGGGCCUCGACCUCUCCAGAAGCUUCCAGUUCCCCACACUCGACCAGCCGCCACAGUCGUUCCUGACGACCAUGGAAGAGUACGACGUGGCGGAGGAGGUGGUGGCAGCGCCCCCCGAUGCAGCAGCCAUCGAGCAGCAGAACGCCCUCGCACUCGCCAUCGUGCCCGGAGACGGAGCCCCUGCGAGUGCGGCACUGCCGGAUGGCAGCACGGGGUGGGAGCUGGCGCUCGUCGCUGCACCCUCCUCCACUGCCGUCGCUGCUCCCAACCCCAACGUCAACUCCAACCUGGCGGGGGGCUUUGACAAGCUGACACUGGACUCGCUGUACGAGGACGCCAUUCGUCGCUCCACCAACUCCUACCAGAACUCCUACGCCACCUCCGGCCCCGCCGGGCCCCCCUCCACCAUGCUCGCGCUGCCCGCGCCCCCCGGGGCCUUCCAGGCCACAGGCCCCGCUGCACCUGGCAUGCAGGGCCCUCACGAUCCCUUCUCCGCCUCCCGCCACGUCCCCCCGCCUACCAACGUGCAGCUUGCUACCCUCGCGCACCAGCAGCAGCAGGCGGGAGGGGGGUUCGGCCCGGGAGGCGGCAUGGGCAUGGGCGGGAUGCCGGGAGGGGGGUAUCCUGGGAGUGCAGGGCAAGGCUUUGGUGGUGGGUACCCGAUGGGUGGCGGGCCAGGGAUGGUGAAUCCCUUUGCUAACCCAUACGGCCCGCCCACUACAUAUGGCUCUGUGGGCAUGCCCCCCCAUGGUGCUGCUGCUGCUCCUGCUGGAGGUCCUGGAGGGUACCAGACAAACCCGUUUGGCAACCCCAGCCUGCUGUGA